AUGGCGGAAUUUGCCUACAACAAUGCAGUACACAGUUCAACAGGCAAAUCCCCAUUCAAGGCACUGUACGGUUGGGAACCUUCCUUGACCCUGAGUAACGUACCAACAGACGUCCCUGAGGCAGACAACUUGGCAACCCAGAUGGAAGCACAAUGGCGGGAAAUAAAGGCUGCGCUCCAGCAAUCAAAGAUAUGCAUGAUAGCCAGAGAAACAAGAGAACCACUUGAAUUUGAAAUAGGGGAAGAAGUCUGGCUAGACGCCAAGAACGUAAAACUAAAGACCCCAAGUCCCAAGCUAACCAAACAACGGCUAGGACCCUUCAAAGUAACCAAGAAAAUCUCCGACCGGGCAUACCGUCUGGAACUCCCGCCAACAAUGAGGAUCCACAAUGUCUUCUAUGUAGGACUACUGUCCAAAGUCAAAAGGGACAAAAAGCGUAACUUUGAAAACCAUCCUCCACCAGUCACCAUAGAUGGAGAGGAAGAAUAUGAGGUAGAAGGAAUCACGGACGCAGAAGAGAGGGAAGGGAAAUGGUUCUUCCAAGUCAAAUGGAAAGGAUACGGCUUGGAAGAAAAUACGUGGGAACCCCAAGAAAACCUAGAAAACGCGGGGAAAAUUUUAAAAAAGUACAAAGAAGACAUGAAAAAGAAGGCCCUUGGCGCUGCCAAGGCCCUUAGAGGGGGGCAGUGUUGUAGACACACUCAAUACCAGGGAAUUUAUUCCCAUUUUCUUGAUUUUAAACGAAGUCAAACAGACAACAUUUUCAAUCACGUGACUUCGGCGCUUAUAUCAUACGCUAAGCGCCAAGCCAUGUCCCCAACUGCGCUCACCUCAGCACACGUAGCCACCUCCACUUGA
This is a messenger RNA of Rhizoctonia solani, 858 nucleotides long. RefSeq lists its product as uncharacterized. Lineage: Eukaryota; Fungi; Basidiomycota; Agaricomycetes; Cantharellales; Ceratobasidiaceae. Gene Ontology annotation, molecular function: chromatin binding; nucleic acid binding. The transcript has a single exon. The record is from RefSeq and is a predicted model, not a curated record. The coding region runs from base 1 to 858 and encodes 285 amino acids. Gene Ontology annotation, biological process: chromatin organization; negative regulation of transcription by RNA polymerase II. Gene Ontology annotation, cellular component: pericentric heterochromatin.